Molecule: messenger RNA, 2394 nt
Organism: Trichomonas vaginalis G3
Lineage: Eukaryota; Parabasalia; Trichomonadida; Trichomonadidae
Product: ankyrin repeat protein family
Exons: 1
Coding region: 1-2394 (797 amino acids)
Molecular function (GO): protein binding
Source: RefSeq, a predicted model, not a curated record
AUGGAAGAAAUAGAUAGAUUAAUAUUUGAAAAUGGUAAAUUUAUUAAUAACCCAUAUAAGAACUCAAUGUUUAGAUUAAGAAAUAGUAACAAUUUCAAUCCAAGAGAAAUUCUUCCAAAAAUUAAGGAAUUGAAGAAUUCAAAAAAAUUCGAUAGUAUCUACAAAUUUCUUGAUGAAUCAUCAAGAGCAGAAAAUCAAAAUAUUAUUUUUAAGGCAUUCCAAGAAGGCCUUUGUGAUAUCAGAAAUAAAAAUGGUAGAAACAUUCUUAAUGAAGCAUCUGCAAAUGGAAAUCUCAAACUAGUGGUGAAUCUUAUUCAAUGUGGCUGCAAAAUAGAAGAAAAGGAUAAUGAUGGAUGUACUCCACUAAUUAAUGCGUUAAUUAAUGGUCAUUUUGAAUUAAUUAAGUAUCUUAUCAAUUUUGGAGCUAAUAAAGAGGCAAAAGAUAAUAAUGGAUCUACUCCAAUCAUUCAUGCAUCCCAGCAUGGUCAACUUGAUAUUGUAAAAUAUUUUAUAUCUCUUGGAACUGAUAAAGAAACAAAGGAUAAUUAUGGAAAUACAUCUCUCAUUUGGGCAUCUUGGAAUGGUCAUCUUGAUAUUGUUAUAUAUCUUAUCUCUAUUGGAGCUGAUAAAGAAGGAAAAAAUAAAAAUGAUCAAACAGCGCUCAUUUUGGCAUCUAAUGGUGGUCAACUUGAAGUGGUUAAAUAUCUAAUUUCUUCUGGAGUUAAGAAAGAAGUAAAGGAUAUUGAUGGGAAAACUUCACUACAUCAUGUUUCAAAUAAUGGUCAUAUUAAAAUUGUAGAAUAUUUGAUAUCUGUGGGAGUUGAUAAAGAGUCAAAGGAUAAUAUUGGAUCAACUCCACUCAUUCUAGCUGCAAAACAAGGUCAUCUUGAUGUAGUUGAAUACUUAACCUCUGUCGGAGCUAAUAUUGAAGCAAAAGAUAAUGAUGGAAACACUUCUCUCAAUUGCGCAUCAUCUGGAGGCAAACUUGAGGUUGUUAAAUAUCUUAUUUCUAUUGGAGCUGAUAAAGAAACAAAGAAUUAUGAUGGAAAUACUUUACUCAUUAAUACAUCAUUUAAUGGCCAUAUUGAUGUUGUUCAAUAUCUUUUCUCUCUCGGAUCUGAUUUAGAAGCAAAAAAUAUUGAUGGAAAAACUCCAUUAAGUUAUGCAUUAAUUAAUCAUCAUCUUAAUGUGAGUCAAUAUCUAAUCUCUGUUGGCGCUAAUAAAGAAGCAAAUAUAUAUAACGGUAAUGCCUUGAUCCAAUACUAUUCAAAAAAUGGUAACUUAGAAUUACUUAAAUAUCUAAUUUCUUGUGGAGCAGAUAAAGAUGCAAAAAAUAAUAAAGGUGAAACAUUACUUCAUUGUGCAUCUAGAGACGGUCGUCUUGAAGUUGUAAAAUAUCUUAUAUCUAUCGGAGCUGAUAAAGAAAUAAAAGAUAAUGAUGGAAAUACACCUCUCAUAACUGCUGUUAAUGCGCAUAAUUUUGAAAUUCUUAAAUAUCUAAUCUCAGUUGGUGCAGAUGUCAAUGCAAAAAAUAAUGAAGGAAAUACUGCACUCAUUCAAGUUUCAUAUUAUACAUAUUGUCUCGAUAUUAUUAAGUAUCUCAUUUCGGCAGGAGCUAAUAUAGAAGCAAAAAAUAAUGAUGGUUGGACUCCCAUUAUUAAGGCAUCAUGUUGUGAUAAUCUCGGUAUAAUUAAAUAUCUCAUUUCUAUUGGUUCUGAUAAAGAAUCUAAAACUAAAGAUGGAAAUACUCCUCUCAUUGUUGCUUCAAAAUGUGGCAAACUUGAUAUUGUUAAGUAUUUAAUCUCAAUUGGAGUUAAUAUUGAGGCGAAAAAUAAAAAUGGUGAUACUGCUCUCAUAAUUGCCUCAAAAGAAGGCAAACUUGAUAUUGUAAAAUAUCUUAUAUCUUUUGGUGCUGAUAAGAAAGCUACAAAUAAAGACGGAGAUACCCCACUCAUUAUUGCAUCACAUCAUCGUUAUAUUAAUAUUGUUCGAUACCUUAUCUCGGCUGAAGCCAAUAAAGAAGCAAAGAAUAAUAAUGGAUGCACUCCACUUAUCUGUGCAUCAUCUCGAGACAAUCUUGAAGUUGUAAAAUAUCUCGUCUCAUCCGGAGCUAACAAAGAAGCAAAGAAUAAUAAUGGAUGCACUCCACUUAUUUGUGCAUCAGAAAAUAGGAAUCUUGAAAUUGUAAAAUAUCUUAUCUCAUCAGGAGCUAACAAAGAAGCGAAAAAUAAUGAAGGAAACACUCCGCUCAUUUGUGCAUCAGAUAAAAGUAAUCUUGAAAUUGUAAAAUAUCUGAUUUCAGUCGGGGCAAAUAAAGAUACCAAAAAUAAUAAAGGUGAAACCCCACUUUCUGUUGGAUGGGGAGCUGUUAAAAAUUAUCUCUUAUCAAUUUGA